AUGAGAGAGAAACUAAAAGCAGCAAGGUCAAAAGCGGAAACUACUUUAUUGGAAGAAGGCCCCAGUCCACAACCAAGGCGUUUAAAAAGCAUCAGAGAAAGGAAAACAGAAGUCAGAUUGGAUAAAGCGUCUGAUAAUGAUAAGUUUAGGGAGAUGCAAGAGGAUGAAUCCCACUUACCAUCAAAAAUAAAGUUUCGUGAUUCUGUAAAAAAGCUUAAGCAAAAGUCAACAUUCCAGAAUGAUUUUCCUUCUGCUGAAGAAGCAUAUAAUUUCUUUACCUUCAAUUUUGAUCCUGAACCAGAGAAUAUAAAGGCUGGAGCCAGGAAAAUGAAUGGAUUAAAUGAAGAAGAGGAGGCAGAAGAAGAAUGUGUAGAAACCCAUGAGGAUGAACAAGAGGAGGCUGAAAUGGAUGAAGACGUACGCCUAGUUAAAGAUGAUGAUUUAUUCGUUAUAGGGCAGACAGCCGAAGAUUUUCUAGUAAUGAAACCUGCUGAUUGUGAAAGCUACUCUGAGCAACUGAAAAAGGAAAAAGAAUUUCUCUUCACUCCCAGCAUGCUAGCAGUGCCUGCUUCUGAGAAGAUGCCUAGAAACAUGCAGCCUAGGUACCUUGAGGAUGAGGGUCUUUACACAGGAGAAAGGCCCUUUGUAUCACAGUCUAAUCAAAAUAUUUUAGAAAACAGAAUACUCCGACAGGAGCAAGUAAAGUGGUUUGGUGAUGAUGGCAAAAUCUUAGCAUUGCCUAAUCCAAUUAAACAGUCUUCUACUAGGCCUCCAAUAUUCUCAUUGGAAGAAGGCAUUGCACCAGAACUUGAGACAGUGUACAGAAAGGCAAUAAAAAUGACAGCUGCCAAUCAGUAUCUUGUUGGACCUGGAGAUUUUCAGGGGCCAUUUCAAUUGGAUAUUGAUAUUUCUGGACUGAUAUUCACCCAUCAUCCCUGUUUUAGCCGUGAGCAUGUGUUGGCAGCUAAAUUGGCUCAGUUAUAUGAUCAGUAUUUAGCAAGAAAACAGAAGAAUCUUACCAAACUUCUCACAGACAAGCUGCAUGCUUUGAGGAAUGCUGUGCAAUGUAGUAUAGAUGGUGGUGGUGCUGGUUUUCCUAGACCUGUGGCACAACAGAGCAUGCCUGAAUACAAAAUUGAGAUCCGGCAAACCAGAAGACUUCGUGAUGCUGAACAAGAAAAAGACAGAAUGUUGCUUAAGACCAUUAUAAAAGUUUGGAAACAAAUUAAAUCCCUUCGUGACUUUCAGAAGUUUACUAACACACCCAUGAAACUUUAUUUGAGGAAGGAAGAGGUUGAUCAGAGAUUAGAUGAAAAAGCAUAUGAAGGAGAAAUUCAGGCUGAGAUAAAUGAAUUACUAGAAGAAUGUAUGGAAGAAUAUGAAAAGCAAAUGGAGGAGUAUAAAACUGAGCUACAAGAGUGGAAAUCUUGGAAGAAGACACAGAAGUCCAAGAAGAAGAAGAAGAAAAAAGACAUUAAUGAAGAAGAAGAAUUAGUAGAAGAUUGUGAUCUUGGUGAGGAACGUGUAAAACCCAUCCCACCUAAAAUGCCCAAUAGCCUGGAAAUAGAGCAGCAGGUUAGAGAAAAAGCUGACAACUGCAGAAGGAAACCUGGAGAGCCUGCUCUAAUUCCUGAACUGGUCCUGUCAGGAGGCAUAACUCCAACUGAGCUGUGUCCUCGAGCAGAAGUUUUGCGACGAGAAGAUGUGAAGAAACGCUCAGCAUUUAUAAAAGUACUUUUCAACUCCAAAGAAGUAUCAAGGACUGUUACCCGACCAAUAAGUUCAGAUUUCAGAGUUCACUUUGGACAGAUUUUCAAUUUACAAAUAUUCAAUUGGCCAGAGAGUUUGAAACUACAGAUAUAUGAAACAAUGGGUGUGAGCAGUACCACCUUGUUGGCUGAAGUAUUUGUGCCUGUUCCUGAGACUACAAUUCUGACAGGCAGUGCUCCUAUGGAAGAAAUAGAGUUCAGCAGCAAUCAGCGUGUGAUGUUGGACCAUGAAGGCGUAGGGAGCGACGUGUCCUUUUCAUUUGAAGCUGAUGGUAGCAACAAAAUGACUUUAAUGACUUCUGGGAAAGUAUCCAAUAGUGUCUCUUGGGCAGUUGGAGAAAAAGGAAUCCCCUUAAUUCCUCCAAUAUCUCAGCAAAACACAGGCAUUCCAAGGUAA
Cariama cristata (Red-legged seriema) is the source of this 2166-nucleotide messenger RNA. Its product is annotated as coiled-coil and C2 domain-containing protein 2A-like. Bases 1 to 2166 code for a protein of 721 amino acids. Lineage: Eukaryota; Metazoa; Chordata; Aves; Cariamiformes; Cariamidae. Gene Ontology annotation, cellular component: ciliary transition zone. The transcript has 15 exons. Gene Ontology annotation, biological process: non-motile cilium assembly; protein localization to ciliary transition zone. The record is from RefSeq and is a predicted model, not a curated record.